UCCAUGAGGGAGCGGCAAGAUGGCGCUGGGCUCUCGCCAAAGCUGCUGCUGCUGCGGCCGCGCCGCCCUGGGGCAGCCGAGGCGACGGCGGGUCCCGGAGCGGGCGGAGCCGGCAGGGUGCUCGGCGCGGCCGUACUCGGCGGGCGGCGGUGCUGCCGAGGUGGCGGGCGGGGCGGAGCUGCUGGAGGUGUGCUGGCGGCGGCGCUUCCUGCGGGGCGGCGCGGGGCCGGUGCCCUGGCGCGCCUACUUGAGCGGCCGCCACCCCGGCUUCGGGCCGUUGGGCGCGGCGCUGCGUGCUAACCUGGCGGCGCAGUGGUGGGACUCGGCUCUGCCCAUGCGGGAGCAGGUGUUCCCCGUGGACGCCCCGCUUCACGGUCCCCCCGGCGCCCUGCGGGACGCGCAGGGGCUGCGGCUGCUGCACCCGGAGACGCUGCGCGAAGCCCGCCAGGGCAGUGGGCAGAACCCGGGCGGCCCGGCCCUGGAAGAAGUGAUGGGGGCCGCGGAAGUGCUGCGGGAGAGCCUCCUGCCCGGUGUUCUGGCGCAGUAUGUCAGCUGCUUAGAGCUGGUGAACAAACGACUGCCCUUUGGCCUUGCUCAAAUUGGAGUGUGCUUCCAUUCCGUUCCAGAAAGUGAACAUUCUGUUCCAGAAAGUGAACAACAGAACAAAACCCCUACAAGAAUAGGCGAGAGGACCACGUCUUUGCUUGCAUGGUUUAGUUCUCCCAGAACUGCAGGACAGUGGCUCGAUUACUGGCUACGCCAGAGGCUCCAGUGGUGGAGAAAGUUUGCUGUAGGCCCGUGUAACUUCAGCAGCAGUGACUUUCAGGAUGAAGAAGGCAGAAGAGGAUUUAAGUUACAUUACAGCUUUCCUUGGGGAACAGAAACAAUAGAAACACUGAAGAACCUUAGUGAUACUGAACUAUUAGAGCUGUAUCCAGGAGAGAGAUCAAAAUUACUUGGCCGAGAUGGAAGGAAGAAUGUCAUCCCUCAUGUUCUGUCUAUGAAUGGGAAUCUGGACCGAGGAGUGUUAGCAUAUCUCUUUGAUUCUCUACAGCUAGUUGAGAAUCCAUUAACAGCAAGGAAAAAUUCACAGAGAAAGGUACUUAAGCUUCAUCCUUGCUUAGCACCCCUUAAAGUGGCCUUGGAUGUAGGAAAAGGUCCAACAACAGAGCUGAGGCAGGUUUGUCAAGGAUUGUUCAAUGAACUGACAGAAAAUGGAAUUUCUGUAUGGCCAGGUUAUCUGGAAACUCUGCAGGUGUCUCUGGAGCAACUUUAUACAAAUAGGAAGUCACUGAGUGCAGUAACUGACUGAAGGUGUGGAUCCUGAACUACAGACUUGGAUUCAAGUAGUUUUAUUAUGAAAAGUGUGUAUCAGAUCAUUUUUUAAAUUAAGUGAAGUAGAAGCCUUUCACAUGUUACUAUUAUUUCCCUGGAACUGUGAAGUGCCUUUUAAAAACUCUCAUGUAGAAAAUAAAUUUCUUCAGAUGAGUUAUAAGCUGCAGAACUGUUUCCCACCCUCACCCCCAUUUUUGCAUCUGGUCUGGUUCUGUAUUUCAUUCUUAAGCACUAUUUCAAACAGCACACUGUGUCUAGGCUUGAACUUGAAAGUUCUUCCAAGCCUGGAACCAUUGCCAUUAGUGUAUGUGAUGGAACUGUUUGUGGAUAUAAAAACAGCUAUUCCAUUUGGGGGCUUCAUUUAUGAUUUGUUGAUCAGGAGUGAAUUUGGGGCAUAUGGCUCCUUAUGUCAAUGCAUCUUGAGCAUAGUGAUGAGUGUUUUUUUCUGAGAGAAGAUAAAUGCAACUGUUUGUUCAUGUGCAGUAAAACUAAGUCAGAAAGAUAAAUUCUCCUUGUACAAAAAUACUCUUUUAAUAGGUCACUAAAGAUCCUUCUUGUAGCUAAAUAAUAAAGAAAUCUAAUCAGGAAAGCAAGGAAUGGCAACAGGAAAACUGGAGGUGUCACACUGGACUUAGUGCAAUACAGCAAAACUAAAUAUUUACAGUUUAUGGUCAUUUGUAUGUAAGUUGUCUGAUUUUUUUCCAUACACCAAAAGCAGUAACAGGUGGGUUCUUUUCU
Messenger RNA from Corvus hawaiiensis (hawaiian crow), 2073 nucleotides. It is a transcript of the gene POLG2, whose product is annotated as DNA polymerase gamma 2, accessory subunit. Gene Ontology annotation, cellular component: mitochondrion; cytoplasm. Bases 20 to 1312 code for a protein of 430 amino acids. Lineage: Eukaryota; Metazoa; Chordata; Aves; Passeriformes; Corvidae. The transcript is spliced from 8 exons. The record is from RefSeq and is a predicted model, not a curated record. Gene Ontology annotation, biological process: mitochondrial DNA replication.